AUGCCAAGGCUGUGUUUGUUUGGUCUGGCUGCCAGCCAGAUACGAGGUCUAUGUGUAAAACACAGCCUCGGCUGCUCUCCAUGCAUCGUGGCGUGUACAUUGCCCCAUCCCCCUCCCUUCCACAUCGCCUACAAUUCAGGCGAUCAGGCUACCACUACUAAACUAAUCUCCUACUGUUUGCCUACGAUGGCUUACUUACCAUAA
Molecule: messenger RNA, 204 nt
Organism: Aspergillus niger
Lineage: Eukaryota; Fungi; Ascomycota; Eurotiomycetes; Eurotiales; Aspergillaceae
Exons: 2
Coding region: 1-204 (67 amino acids)
Source: RefSeq, a predicted model, not a curated record